AUGGACGAAUUACGAGGAUCUACUAUCCAGAUUAUACUGCACGUCAAAGAGGCUCUCGGGUUCGGCUUUUUGCGGUCACCUUUUAUUGUAAGUGGAUCCCUAAAUGGCUAUAUGCUGGAGACUGAUCCUGCUGUGCCUUCCCAUGCGCCUAUAUUUGAUGCUGAACUAGUGUGGGAAGCGGAUAAAAGAAGAUUUCGCAGUUUAAGAGUGCAGAAUGUUCCAGUAAAAGUUGAGGUCUAUACAACCGGUUCUCAAGGCAGAAAGGAUAAAGUUGGCUAUCUGUUGCUUAGCCUGCUGGGAGCUCAGCCCUGUCCUGCAAAUAAAUUUGUUGAUGUAAAACAUACCUGGCACAAAUUAUUGGGUGUCAAGUCUGAAGGGAAAUGCUGUCAUCCUCAGCUACUUAUGAGCCUGACUAUAGAAGAUCGAGUCAGUACACCGACACCUAGAAAUGAACUGAGGAUGUUUCAUAGUAAUGAAGUGGCAUAUCCUUCAAGAAGAACUGAAAAAAUUCCUCCCACUGCCAAAUCUGUGUUGCUAAAAGUUGAGGAAUACAUCGCAGAGAGUAAGAAAGCAGUGUCUUCUGUUGACUUGCAGCCGAAGUUAAUCUGUGAUGAAGGUCUUAUACAGAUUGGUGAUGGCGAUCACAUGUUUCUACUUAGCCUAGUUAUAGGUUCCGUGGAAAACUUGGACUUAUUGCUGCCGUAUACAUUGAAGGAGACUGCUUUCUUUUAUGUCACCUAUACAGUCUUCACUCAUAACAUCAUGACUGAUCGAGUAAGCGCAAUAACAAGCGGUAAUAUAAGCCGUGUGCACUUCAAUCAAAGGACUUCGUUGCGCCUGCGCAGUGAUCUCUCAGCGCUGGGUAGAUAUUUCUCAGAAUGCCCGCAUCUCGUCACUAAAGUAUGUCUCGGCGAGAAGGAUAUUGGCAUUUGCAGCAUGGAUCUCCGCAAGUUGAUUCCAACAGAUGACAUAGGUCUUUUUCUAACAAACUUCUGUAAUAACGAUAAAUCUCUCACGAUCAACGAGAGGUGUUUCAUACUUUGUUGUGAUGAUGUCGCUAAAGAUGGGUCUAGGCGACCAUAUAUGGAUGUCGAACUGAGUCUCAAAUAUCAAGGGGUCAACCAAAAUGUACAGAAACCAUUACUAACAGCCCGAAGUGCGACCCAGUUGAAAAUGAAAGAUAACGAAAAAGUUCUAGUGGCGACUGAAGAGAUUUUGACCAUGGGCAGAGUUGGUAGCUGUACAGAUUUGCAAGUGGGGGGAGUUGGUGCCGCUUAUAGUGGCAUUGCGCCAUCUAACACUGCAAGAUAUACAAACGCAGCCGGUGAUGCCAUGCUGCCAACCAACGAAAUAGCGGAUUUGAUAAAGAAGAUGUGUAAUUCCUUCGCUACUAGCCAAGAGAAACUUUUGGCUACUAAACUGCGACCAACCACAAGUGAUAUGCAGGUGCAAUGCGAAGUGGAUACUGAAUAUUUACAUAAGGAGGAAGAUGUACUUGAUGGUCGGACUGAAGAUGGAAAUGCGUGUAAAACAGAGCCAACUAAACCAGAAACCUGUGUUACUAAUAGUACUAAAGAACCAGUAAAUAUGUUAUCGCCUAUGGAACGAGACACCAUAAUGCAAAAAUUUGUUAAUGAGUUAGAAGACUGGAAGGAGAAACAACAGGAACUCUUUAAAAUACAAUUAAAACGGAAAGAAGACUAUCACCUUGAAGUACUAGCCAAGGAGUGGGCAAAAAGAAGAGUGGAGCUAGAAACCAAACUGAGCCGAGGUAUAGAUCAGUGUCGCCAUCUUGCGGCUGAUUUGAGCAGAGCCACUGAAGAUUUUUCCUUACGCGGUCAUCGAAAUACGCAAAGGGAAAAAAAGUUGUUAGAAGCCAAGAAAGCUCUAGAAGCACAUUAUACUGCAAAGUACCAGGAAUUAAGAGAGGCGUCCCAAAAAAUGGAGGAUGACAUGAAUCACCAACUGAAAUUAAAAGACAUGACUAUAGAAGAACUUCAGCUUAAGAUACAUCAUUUGGAAAAGAGCGUUGAAAGUUUGAAGAUUGCUAUGAAGAACGUUGAAAAAGAAGCAGAGAGUCGAUACUCGGGGUUAACUAAAGAUCAAACUGCGAGUCUCAUACAAGAAUUGCGGUGCCUAGAAGAGAAGUUAGAGAGUACGGCGCAAUCGAAGGCGUUUUUCAAGGAGCAAUGGGGUCGUGCAGUCCGCGAGCUUCAUCUAGUCAAGCUAUCAACUCGUAGACAGAUGCUGGCGCAUUUACGAAGUGAAAGGCGAAAACUGGAAGGUGCUGGUCUUGAUCCGAUAGAAGACCAAGAAGAAAGUUUAGCUGAUAACCGAAAUGAGGAUGCAGAUCUAAAGAAGUUUAAAGAUGAUUUAUACAUAGAUAUCCUCGGUCAUUCACCAGCAAUUGAAACGCGAUCGCUUCUAAGUACAUCUGGUUUGGAUGGCUUAGAAGUGUAUGAUGACUACCUCAAAGCACCGAUCAGCUCUGUUAACUCUAAACUGAACGAGCUAAUGUCUCAGCGGGAACAGCUUGUGCAACGUGAUGAGCCGGACGAGACACAACUAAGACAACUCAACAUUGAAAUAAAGAAUAUGCUUGUUAACUGUGCUAAUUGA
Molecule: messenger RNA, 2619 nt
Organism: Leptosia nina
Lineage: Eukaryota; Metazoa; Arthropoda; Insecta; Lepidoptera; Pieridae
Source: the annotation of a GenBank genome assembly